AUGAGCAACGAAAUGUCCUGCAAGGGAAGCCCCACGUCAAGCGCCAGCGCACGCAUUAGCCUCGUAACAGACGAAAGCCACUUCAGCUUGGCCAGCCUGAACUCAUCCGUCAGCCAGGACGAGUUCUUCCGAUGCCGAGAUCACUCCGACUUGGUGCUGAAACGAAUGCAAGACUACCUCCAGGGUGAGAAGCUUUGUGAUGUGGUGCUCAUCGCAGGCGUCGAUGGCCGACGGAUACCGGCCCAUCGUCUGGUGCUAUCGGCUUCGUCUGCCUACUUCAGCGCAAUGUUCACUGGUCAACUACGUGAGAGUCAGCAGGAAGAAAUCACGCUGCAAGAAGUAGCUGGGGAUGCGUUAAACUCACUCAUCCAGUACUGCUAUACGGGCGCAAUUGAGAUACGAGAGGAUACGGUUGAGACAUUGCUGGCCACAGCGUGCCUUUUGCAGCUCAGUACCAUCGUAGGAGCUUGCUGUAACUUCCUCGCCCGUCAAUUACAUCCGUCCAAUUGUCUGGGAUUUUCGCUGUUUGCGGAACAGCAGGGUUGUACGGCGUUGCUGAAGCUGGCUACCGCUUACACAUGCCAGCACUUUCAGCAGGUAUGGAAGAACCAGGAGUUCUUCAUGCUUGAUGCAGCUCAGCUGGCAAAUCUGUUGCGCAGCGAUGACCUGAACGUUCCUAACGAGCAGGAAGUGUUCCACGCGUUAAUGGCCUGGAUACAGUACGAUCCUGAGGGCCGAAAGCGACAUAUUCCAGAGUUGCUGGCAUUGGUAAAGCUACCAUUGUUGCAACCAUCGUUCAUAGUGGAUAACGUGGAAGCCCUCUGCGGAGGAGCGAACGAAUGCCAGCAGCUAGUGAUGGAGGCAUUCAAGUGGCACCUUAUUCCGGGCCGUCGAUCCCUUAUUGCCACAUCCCGAACCCGGCCCCGAAAAUCAACCAUGGGUCGCUUGUUGGCGGUUGGUGGUAUGGAUGGACACAAGGGAGCGAUAAGCAUUGAGAGCUACGAUCCACGGCUGGAUAAGUGGACGCUGCUGAAAAAUAUGCCCACGCGGCGGCUCCAGUUCGGAGUGGCUGUGUUAGAGGAUAAGCUGAUCAUCGUCGGUGGACGGGACGGCCUAAAAACCCUAAAUACGGUAGACAGCUUCGAUCUAAACACCAUGUCCUGGAGCACGUUGGUGCCUCCGAUGGUUACACCACGCCACGGGUUAGGUGUGGCAUUUUUAGAAGGACCUUUAUACGCGGUCGGUGGCCAUGAUGGCUGGAGCUACCUCAACACCGUUGAACGGUGGGAUCCAUCGUCACGCACAUGGAGUUACGUGUCGCCGAUGUCGGCCAUGCGCUCGACGGCUGGAGUGGCGGUGUUAGGAGGCCGUUUGUAUGCGAUCGGUGGCCGAGAUGGAAGCGUUUGCCACCGUACGGUCGAGUGUUACGAUCCGCACACGAACAAGUGGACUUUGCGGGCACCGAUGAACCGGCGACGUGGUUGCGUUGGUGUUGGCGUCCUUAACGGAUUUUUGUACGCUCUCGGUGGACACGAUUGUCCGCCAAGCAAUCCUAGCGUUUGUCGAACGGAAACCGUCGAACGAUACGAUCCAACGACUGACACCUGGACUCUGAUCGCGUCGUUAAGCGUCGGAAGAGACGCCAUCGGAGUAAGUGUACUAGGUGAUUGGUUGAUUGCCCUCGGCGGGUACGAUGGCAAUCAAUACCUGAAGAUCGUCGAACAGUACGACGCCGAGACGAACGAGUGGACACCGGUCGCUCCGGUGAACUACAGCCGAGCCGGUGCGUGUGUCGUCGCCAUCCAGAACAACAUCUCGAACGCAGCAACGACAGCGGCAUCAGGAGUUGUUGCCCUGCCCUCUACCAGUGGCAACCUUUCUUCGCCAAAUAACGCUAUCGCUUCGUCCUCCUCUUCUUCCACGGUGAACGUUCCAGUGGCCAACAACAGUACCACGGGAUGGCGCGGAAGUACAAGUGCCAGCAAUUAUUACUAUCGCAGACACUUCCGCAUAUGUGAUUACUAUGUGUAGAAGGGGAGAUCAUGCAGGUGGACACUUCCGGUUUAUACCGUGAUAUGGAGAACAUGGACAGCAGAUUCGAUCAAGAGAUUUCAUGUAAAAUAGUAAUGAGAUGAGCAAACACGAUAACGUAAGGAGUUCAAGAAAUGAUCAAAUCCUACUUUGAAUGGUAAGCAACAGGACACGUUUCUUGAAACGCUAACUUUAGCCUGAGGGAGAAGGUUUAGUUUGAUUUGAACCAGUGAUUUUAAUUAUAUUUGAGCAAUUCUUUUUCUGCAUCUUGGGUAGAUAUUUUCAUAUCGAACUUUAGAGCAAAACGUAAUGAAUACACUAUCAGGACCUGAAAAGCCUUUAACACAGUCCUGUUCUGCCGUGGCGAUCGGGAUGCGUAUAUGGAUGCCAAAGAAAAUCAUCGUGAUUCAUUAGCCAAACCUGCCCUGUGAAAUUUAUUUUUCCAUGCAACUAGACCGACAAUGCUUCGACAAUUUCGUAUGAUUCAUCAGAUGUAGCGUCACAUAGAAUAAGGUCACUUUGAAAUGACUGUACCGACGAUUUAAGUGGAACCGAUCACCUACGAUGCUUUACGAUUGCUUCCUCCUGAUAAUGAACGAAACAAACAUUCGUGCAAUCGUGUAUCUGCCUGGUACGAUCGGUUUGCUUUUGAUAGGGUAGGAAUAUAGGUUUUUUGGAGCAGUUUAUCUUCUUUUCCGCAAUGAAAGUUAAAAAAAAUAUUGAGCAUAUAACAAGCUCUAGCAUGUAAGGAUCAAACUGUGCAGAUGAAAAUAUAAUAAAUUAAAUUUUCCGAG
Anopheles nili is the source of this 2825-nucleotide messenger RNA. RefSeq names its product kelch-like protein 5. Gene Ontology annotation, molecular function: protein binding. NCBI's taxonomy places the organism in Eukaryota, Metazoa, Arthropoda, Insecta, Diptera, Culicidae. Bases 1 to 2031 code for a protein of 676 amino acids. The record is from RefSeq and is a predicted model, not a curated record. The transcript is spliced from 6 exons.